Molecule: messenger RNA, 3140 nt
Organism: Diorhabda carinulata
Lineage: Eukaryota; Metazoa; Arthropoda; Insecta; Coleoptera; Chrysomelidae
Product: SREBP regulating gene protein
Exons: 1
Coding region: 46-645 (199 amino acids)
Biological process (GO): positive regulation of SREBP signaling pathway
Source: RefSeq, a predicted model, not a curated record
AUGAAAAUAUAACCUCUACGUUUGUUUUUAAAAUGUCGUGGUAAAAUGUGGUAUAGCGCAAUAUUUCGUUUUAUACGGCGCAGAUUAUUUUUAGGACUCCUGUUAUUUCUUUCCUUCAGUUACUGCUUAUUUAGUUAUCUAGGAAAAACCGAUUUUCUUAAUAAUGAUGAUGUAGUAGUAGUUAAAAGAACCCAACCCUUCAUCUGGAGAAGUCUUCAACAGCACAAUUCUAGUAGUGACAACACUAUUUGCAGAAAUUCGGUUCAAGGAAAAGUACUAAUUGUCGAUGACAGAGGUUAUUUAUGCCCCAGAAACGAAGUUUUUCAAAACGGAUGCUGCAACGAACAAUCCACAAGUGUAGUGCAAUAUUCUUGCGAAACCUGUAAACCUAAUAACUGUUGUACUAUUUACGAACAUUGUAUAUCGUGUUGUUUACAACCUGAUAAGAAAGAAGUACUGGAAAACGUUUUAGGGAAAGCUUCAGAACAAAUCUUAUUUGCUUCUGUUACGGAUCAUUUCGAACUAUGUUUAGCUAAAUGCCGCACUAAUUCGCAAAGUGUGCAACAUGAAAACUCCUAUAAGGAUGCCAAAGCUAAGCAUUGUUUUGGUGAAGUAGCUCCUGUUAAUAUAGAUAAUGAAGUAUAACAUUGGGUACAUGUUGAAUUUAUUUUGUAUACAAUAUUUUUUGGUGCUUUUCUAUAAAAGUGGAUAAGAGGUAAACAAACUUCUUAUAUUGUUAUUUGAUAGCUAGAAAACCUAAAUAGGUUUGAUUUGUAAUCAAAAUUCAAUGCCUAAGAGAUUAAAAUCAAUUUAUUUGAUAUAGUAUUGAGUUGCCAUUGUAUUGCAGUCUUUUCUUUUUUGUCGUGUUUAAGAUAAUUUUAAAAUAUGUCAAGUAUAAAAGGAAGAAUUUGUUUAUUUUUUGUGUAAUGUGAUUAAAUUGAUUUUAUUAUUAAAGUAUAUAAAGUAAAGGCACCAUAAUUGACACAAUUAGAAUCUCUUAUGGCAUUUAAAUGUAUUUUUGGGGAUCUAGUAAUUGACAGCUAUUAUUCAGUUGUUGACACUCCAGUAAUUGACAAGUGGUACACCUAUUAUUGACAAAAACUUUAUUUUUUCUUCAUCACAUAAGUAUAUGGAAUUAUUAAUGACUUAGUAAUAACAAAAGUAUUUAUCAUCAUUGGUUCCAGCAAUAUAGAUGCUUUUGUCGCCCUUCUUUGUCAGUACCUUAUCACUUUUUAGUUGAAGAAAAAACGCACUUUCAUCGCGAUUGAAAACGCGUGUUGCGUUAUUAGUUACAUCUAAUAGAUCCUUAAACUUCAGAUAAGCUCUAAUUUCCCAAAACCAUUGUCAAAUUUUCUCUUCUGAUACCUCAUGCCAGAGUUAAAUUUUGUGCAACUCUUAGACUUAGAUUUGGGUCAUUUAUAAGAAAUGAACUGAACCAUUUUCUACCUGGGUGAGAAUUUUUAAAAAGAUGCGGACAUUUCUUUUUUGCAGUAAAGUUGUAUACUGUCUAAUAACUGAUCUUUAUGAACAGGGUGAUGAGCUUUAGCUGAAUAUAGUAUCCAUUCUUCUACCAAAUAUUCUUCUUCAGAGGUAAGAACUGUAGUUGGUCCCAUACGACAUUCUACGGGCAGCUUUUCACUUGACUCAAUUGACUUUUGCUACAGUUUCCAGAGCUUCAUUUAUCUGCUCUUUGGAAUAUUUUUUUGGUACCACAACUGCAAUGAGUUUCCAGUAACUGACACCUAAUGUACCUAUACGUGACAUUUAUGUCAAUAACUGGAACCAUUGACGUUUUAGAACUCUUAUUAAAAGAUGAACUUUCUGUGUAUUAAAUUUAUAAAGACUUCCAGUCAUUGACACAUAUGUAAAUAAUUGGUACAUGAUAAUAAUCACUUGAUCCAGUCAUUGACACCCACGCCGACUUCAGAUCAUAAGUUUUACUGAUAAAAACGCACCAAAUAUCCUUUGAUUCAUACUUAAAUUGUACCCUCGAUAAUAUGGAGUGAAAAAAAUAUUUGAUUCAAUUACCUUGACUAAUCUCUUAAAUUUUCAUAUCUAGCUGGUAAGGAAACUUUUCACUUUUGAAAAGACAGGGAGUUAUCAGCUGAUUUGUUACAUACGUAGUGCAGUGUUGCCAAAUAUCAUAUUUAUUAAGUUUUUGUAUUGAAAAUCGCUCUGAAACAAUUAUGUCAAUAACUGGUGCAUUUACCUUAAUAUAAAUAAAACUUGUGACCAAAGAUUUUACUAAUUGUUAAAAAAACUACACUUGCAAUCACAUUUUUCUGUGGAUUUGAAGAAAUUCUAUAAGCUAUUAAUUUUAACAACUUAGUCUAAUGCCUAACAUUUCCAAUAAAGUCAAAAUGUAUCUGUUUUUGGUAUUUUUUGAAAUAGUUUUUCUAGAAUCAUUUUUUUGGUAUACAAAAGUAUAUUUUUAGUAAAUUUCUUCCACAACUGCAGUGAAGUAAUCACCAUGAUCAAUAGCAGUACAUGCAGUAUGUUCUUUAAAUAUGUACUUCUCAGAAAAUUUGCUUUUGUGGUAAUUUAAAAAAUAGUAGAAUAAAAUUUGUAGCUCCAGUAAAAUAGGUUAAACCUUGAGUCUGUAUUUGCCCUUUCUUCAUAAUUAUUUCCAUUGUGUGACUAGUAAAGUGGAUAAAGUGUCCCCCAGCUUCAGUCCUCUUUUUGUCUGGAAACUUUCUGCCUUCUUUCAGACGAUACUUUGAUCUCAGACUAGAUUUUGGUCUUGAUUAUUGUUUUCAAGAGGGAGAUCUAGUCCGUCGUGUUUCGCCCUUCCAUAAAGCCUUACUGAUAUUCACCGAAUUCUUGGUUAUGAAUUGUUUGUUCACUACAUCCAGUAGUGCUGUGCCCUUGUAGUACUCGCAGCAGGUUUUAUUUUACAAUAGAGUGAAGAAUGUCCUUGCAAGUUUCUAGUUAUGAAUAUUGAAUAUUUUACUUUAGUUCAAUAAUUCUGAUUAAUAUAAAAUUAAUAUUGUUUAUAGAAAACAAGACUUGUGACACUCACACUCUUAUGACGUAUAAUUUUAAUACUUUGGGAAACUAAAAGGUUAGAAAGUGAGUUUUGAUUUCUAUAAAUUAUGUUUAGUAUAUGUAACUAUAUUGAAAAUAAAAAUUUUAUAUAAAAA